AUGGGCGAAGGAAGUAUCUCAUCCGAGAUGAAUGCUGCAUCGACGCCAGAUCUCAAGGUUGCUAUAAAAGGGCAGGGAGAUGCGGCUCUAGCCUUCUUUGAGACGUAUGAGGUUGUGACUUAUACAAGAGAAGAGGAGAAAGCGGUUGUACGCAAGAUUGAUUGGGUGUUGAUGCCACUUUAUAUGGACAAAAGUGUAAUGGCUCAGGCGGCUGUCUAUGAUCUGGUCGAAAACCUUGGGCUAAAGGGCCAAGAAUACUCUUGGUGCUCAUCCAUUUUCUACUUUGGAUAUCUCGCCUUCCAACCCUUUGCAGCACGAUUGCUCAACUACUUUCCCCUAGGCCGCUUUGUAGGAACCACUUCGAUCAUCUGGGGAGUCAUUUUAUUCUGUACUGCUGGGGCUAUGGACUUCAAAGGCAUGAUGGCAGUGCGUUUCUUCUUGGGCUUAGCUGAGGCCGGUGUGUCUCCAGCAUAUGUCCUCAUUACAGGCACAUGGUAUAAGAAGGAUGAAAUUCCACUGCGCAUCACCACGUGGUAUUGUGGUAAUGGCUUUGCAAUCAUCCUUCAAUCUUUCAUUGCGUACGGAAUAGGACACAUCCACACUGGGAUCGCUGUUUGGAGGUGGUUUUUCAUCAUAUUUGGUAUUGUUGGUCUGGUGUGGGGUUUCGUAUUGUGGUUUUUCAUGCCAGAUAGUCCAUUGACUGCCAAAUUCCUCAACGACAGGGAAAGAGCCAUUGCGAUCGAAAGGCUUCGCGACAAUCGGACUGGUAUUGAAAACACAACCUUCAAGAAGGAACAACUCGUUGAGGCUUUGACUGAUGUCAAGGUCUGGUAUGGGUUCUUCUACAGCAUCGCAUGCGUUGUCCCCGCCACGGCGGUCGCUAACUUCGGUGGCCUUAUCAUCAAAGGUAAUAUUCUUUCAGCGGAUGUGAAGAAGCGACUUGGUUUCAACAGCUUCGAGACCUCUCUGCUUAACACUCCGCUAGGGGUAACGCAGUGCAUGGGGCUUGUGACCGCUGGAUUCGUGGCACUUUACUUUCCAAAUACGCGCUGCUUGAUGCAGUUCCUUUGCAAUAUCCCUGCGGUCAUUGGAUCCGUUCUCGUGUACACGCUCCCCACUCAUAAUCGAACUGGGAGGCUCAUAGCCUUCUACUGCACAAACUUCACCAACGCUUCGCUGCCUAUGAUGUUCGCUCUCACCACCACCAACAUCGCUGGCCAGACCAAAAGAUCCGUAUCUACAGCCCUUCUCUUUGUCGGAUAUUCUACAGCCUUCAUCAUCGGUCCCCAGUUCUUCCGCGCCAGUGAGGCACCAAAAUACGGUACGGGGUUCAAGACCAUGAUUAUCAUGUUUUCUAUCGCCGCUCUCGCUCCCGGUCUCUAUUUCUUUUAUGCUACCUGGUUGAAUCGGCGCAAGCAGAAGAAUCUUGAGGGGAGUGGUGAUGAUAAUGGUCCUAUGGUGAAUGAGGAAUUCUUCGAUCUCACAGACAAACAGCAGCCGCGUUUCGUGUACGUGAUGUAA
Molecule: messenger RNA, 1521 nt
Organism: Lachnellula hyalina
Lineage: Eukaryota; Fungi; Ascomycota; Leotiomycetes; Helotiales; Lachnaceae
Product: putative transporter
Exons: 4
Coding region: 1-1521 (506 amino acids)
Biological process (GO): transmembrane transport; allantoate transport; tripeptide transport
Cellular component (GO): plasma membrane
Molecular function (GO): dipeptide transmembrane transporter activity; allantoate transmembrane transporter activity
Source: RefSeq, a predicted model, not a curated record